Molecule: messenger RNA, 1694 nt
Organism: Macroventuria anomochaeta
Lineage: Eukaryota; Fungi; Ascomycota; Dothideomycetes; Pleosporales; Didymellaceae
Exons: 3
Coding region: 1-1386 (461 amino acids)
Source: RefSeq, a predicted model, not a curated record
AUGUCGAGCAUCGAGAUUGUGAAAACCUGGCUCAAAUCCACGCACGAGGCUCGCUACCCCCUAACUCCUCCGCCGGAAUACGUUAUCGCGCCGCACCCUCACAUGCGCAAGCGCAAGCGCGCCAUGUCCCUGCCUGCAAAUGCAUCCGGCACCACAUCUCACCGAGGCGAGAGCCCCAAGCGGCGCAGAUUCAACGAUACCGAAGAUGUUGAGCCUGCACAAAGCGAGUCGCAAUUUGGAAGCGAGAGUGUGCUGCCGCUCAAGGACAGCAACACAUUUCCACCACCGGCCAGUCGCGCUUCCUCCAACCCCUCGCGUGCCCGAAGUCCGACACGCGAAACACCCAUCAUCCUAAAGAGCGCAUCGCCGCCAGUGCUCACGGAGAGCCUCAACGGCCUGCGAGAACCCCCGCCUCAACACGUCGAACACCUUGGCGACUAUCUUGCUGCGGGCGUCGAUUUGCACUUCAUUCCCCAGGGCCUUGAGCAUAUAAUCAAGAAUGACUCCGAUGUGGGCCACCAGAUCAUCAAACCUGCAGACUUCAAUUCUGUCGAUCCGCGCUCUGUCGAAGAGCUAUCUGCAAUAUGGAGGAAAGUGAAGACAAUUUUCCUCAAUGCACGCGACUGCAAAGAUGGUGGUCGAGAUGAGAAUGCCUGGUGCGAUGAUGUAUUCCGGCCAUUGCUCAAACUGGCCAUACAGCUGUAUGGCAAGGAUCGAUGGUGGCUUCAAAGCGUGCAAUCGCAGUCGAUCGACCCCCGCUACCUGUCGACGGUCACCGCUCGUAGCCUCACCGAUCCCGCCCGGCGCAAAGCUAUCGACCGCAAGACCGAUUACGUCCUCUCAUACUCGCAUCGUCACCCAGCUACCUCAGCACUCUAUAAGGAACUCGAAGAGACAAACAUGGGAGACAUUGGGCAUACUAUGGACACAUUCACCAAGCGAACCGCCCUUUUCUCUGGCUUCGAAAUCAAGCCUGCGUCCGGCGACCAGACCGAGGCCGAAUUGCAGAUAAGCAUAUGGUCGGCUGCAUCUAUCCGCAAGAAGCAGGAACUUGCAAGCUUAGCCCAGCUUCUCAUCGAGCCUGCAGCAAUGGUCGAACCUAUGUUCACUAUUGUUGGACACGAACACCAUGUCUACUAUUGUUAUCCCCGCAAUAAUCUUGUUUCAGGGAGAAGUGGUGUGCACGUGCUUGGACCAGAUCUCGAUCGAUUCGAACGACUUAGUACGGAUUCUGUGCGCGGAAUCUUCCGAUUGCUCAGACUAUAUGGAAAUGUUUUGGUGUACGGAAUAGGCGAGGAAGAGAAUAGGUAUUGGGGUGGGGUUCUUGGGAAGACAUUGACCCGGCUAGCCGGAAUGUCUGAAGAGAAGGCGGGUCAUCCUGAUUGAAAUGAUUGCUCAUCAAAAGCUGGGCAAGCUUGUCUUGCUUCCACGACAGCAGAAAGCGACCAGUAUUCAGCUCAACAGACCACAACACAACGUUGCUAGCUACACCAUGAUGAAGCACCCUGGCCAGCGUUGAUGCCCGCAGAGCUAGAGGUCUAUUCUGCACUGUCUGCAGCGGGGACCUGCGGACUAUUGUUGAGGGUAGCCCUCUGUCUGAUUAUCUUAAUGUACACAGAGGUUUAGACAUGAAACACAGCAGCAACUAUUAUGCAAAUCUAGUGGUUGUCUGCAUUGUGCGUAUUAUAUCGUUC